Molecule: messenger RNA, 2671 nt
Organism: Musa acuminata AAA Group (dessert banana)
Lineage: Eukaryota; Viridiplantae; Streptophyta; Magnoliopsida; Zingiberales; Musaceae
Product: quinolinate synthase, chloroplastic
Exons: 7
Coding region: 135-2306 (723 amino acids)
Biological process (GO): 'de novo' NAD+ biosynthetic process from L-aspartate
Cellular component (GO): chloroplast
Molecular function (GO): quinolinate synthetase A activity; 4 iron, 4 sulfur cluster binding
Source: RefSeq, a predicted model, not a curated record
CAAUCUCGUUAACUUCUAUUCCGGAUCGCUAUUUAUAGCAGUGCAAGAAGCGAUCCGUAGGGAAGGAAGAAAGACGACAAGAGGCCCGAGCGAAAGCAGUGCAUAGCGGAGAGAAGAGAGAGAGCGAGAGAGAGAUGGUGGUCAUGGAAGCGGCCGCUAUAGCCACCAGGUUUCUCAACCCAAGCCCUAACCCUAAUUCUAUCAGUAACCCGGUUCUCCGAACCGUUCCAUGCCGACGCCGGCAGCCGCGGCUCCUCGCAGUGCGCUGCGUCCAGACACCCAGCCCCAGCCACAACCCCAACCCUGCCCGUGGCCCCCCGUUCUCCUGCUCCGCCGUCGCCUCUGACCAGGCCGCCCCCGCCGGCAUCCCCCGCCAUCGCCUCGCCCGCCUGGUGGACGAGUUCCGAUCCCUCCCGGAGGCACUGGACCGAGUGAAGCGCCUCCUCGUGUGCGCCGCUUCGCUACCGGCCUUCCCCGAGGCCGGCAGGGUCCCGGCCAACCGCGUCAUGGGCUGUACCGCCCAGGUCUGGCUCUCGGUGGCGGUGGACGAGCUCGGCCGCAUGCGAUUCGCGGCCGACUCCGAUUCGGAGAUCACCAAAGGUUUCUGCGCUUGCCUUGUCUCCGUGCUCGAUGGGGCGCUACCGGAGGAGGUACUGGAGUUGAGGCCGGAGGAUUUUGGCGACCUGAACGUGGUCGGAUUGCCGGUAAAGGCACACUCGAGGAUCAACACGUGGCACAACGUGCUUAUCAGCAUGCAGAAGAGGACCAAGGCCUUGAUUGCCAAGAGAGAAGGGCGGCCGUCUUUGGAUCCAUUCCCGUCGUUGGUCAUCGGGGCUGAUGGGAUUGAGGCCAAGGGGAGCUACGCGGAAGCUCAGGCAAUGUUUUUAUCUCCUGAUGAACUGAAGAUACAGGAGCUGGUGAAUGUGCUAAGGGAAAAAAAAAUUGGUGUCGUUGCACACUUUUAUAUGGAUCCAGAGGUUCAAGGCGUUUUAACUGCUGCGCAGAAGUUGUGGCCUCACAUCCACAUAUCUGAUUCCUUGGUAAUGGCAGAUAGGGCUGUUAAAAUGGCAGAAGCUGGUUGUGAGUACAUUACAGUACUUGGUGUGGACUUCAUGUCUGAAAAUGUUCGUGCAAUACUGGAUCAGGCUGGUUAUAAUAAGGUUGGUGUGUACAGAAUGUCCAAUGAAUUAAUUGGUUGCUCUUUGGCGGAUGCAGCAGCAAGUCCAUCAUACAUGAAGUUCUUGGAGGCAGCCUCUAAUUCACCUCCUUCAUUGCAUGUGAUUUAUAUAAAUACUUCCUUGGAGACCAAAGCUUAUGGACAUGAACUAGUACCCACCAUCACUUGUACUUCAUCUAAUGUUGUGCAGACUAUAUUGCAGGCAUUUGCUCAAGUACCAGAAUUAAAUGUGUGGUACGGUCCUGAUUCCUACAUGGGUGCAAAUAUCGCGGAGUUGUUUCGCCAAAUGGCUGACAUGACUGAUGAUGAGAUAUCAAGAAUACAUCCAGAGCAUAAUAGGAACUCCAUAAUAUCAUUACUGAGUAGGCUCCGUUACUAUCAGGAUGGUAACUGCAUUGUGCACGACAUGUUUGGUCAUGAAGUCGUGGAGCGGAUCAAAGAGUUGUACUGUGAUGCAUUCCUGACAGCUCAUUUUGAAGUCCCAGGGGAAAUGUUCUCUUUGGCAAUGGAAGCAAAGCGGAGAGGAAUGGGAGUAGUGGGUUCCACCCAGAACAUUUUAGAUUUCAUUAAAAAUCGGGUGCAAGAAGCCUUGGACAGGGAUGUCGAUGAUCACCUACAGUUUGUGUUAGGAACCGAAUCAGGGAUGGUGACUUCCAUAGUCGCUGUGGUUCGUGGGUUACUGGGUUCAAGGGAGUCGAGAGCCAAAAUCAAAGUUGACAUUGUUUUUCCCGUCUCAUCGGAUUCAGUGUCGAGGACAUCAUCGAUAAAUAGGUCUCAGGGUCUAAAUCCUGAUGUGGCAAGUGAUCUUGCUAAACUUGCUGUUGUUCCUGGUGUGACAGCGGGUGAAGGGUGCUCUAUUAAUGGAGGUUGUGCUUCUUGUCCGUAUAUGAAGAUGAACUCACUAACAUCGCUGUUGAGAGUAUGCCAGCAACUUCCUGACACAGAUGGUGCUAUUCGUGACUAUGAAGCCAACAGAUUUAAUACGACAACACCUCAUGGAAAGUCAGUUGCAGAUAUUGGAUGCGAACCAAUUCUGCACAUGAGGCACUUCCAGGCAACAGGAAAGUUACAUGAGAAGCUCAUCCAUCAGAUACUUGGUACUUCUAAUGAAACAACAGUAUCAACAUGACUGAUGUCUCAAGAUUUAAUGAUCUAAGGCUUGAGUUCGGGUAGGAUGCGUACUAUGCUCCACCCAAGUUUUGGUAACGAUGCAUAAUACGUCAAUGCUUAUACCGUGGAUCAUACAGGCAUGUCCAAUAUAUUUUCUCUCAGCUUUGCCAAUUUCAUAAUGGUUAUCGAUCUUUCUCAAGAAUAUUUACUUUUUAAGUGCUAGAUUUUGUGGGAUCAAAGAAUGUAUGGUUAUCUAUUAGAGAGGAAAUUGGCAUGUAUCAAUCAAUUUUCCUCGAAACUAUAUGACACAUUAUUUACACGGUGAUCAUCUUUUUGAUACAACUUAUCUCUAUCAAUUCAAAUAUCUCCUGCUUGUUUGUUUGA